AUGAGCAGUGUAGUGAUUGACCAAGCCUGGAUUGUUAUGGGAGAUUUGAAUUCUUCUAGAUUCCAUGAGGAAAAGAUGGGUGGGAGUGGGAGAAGCCAUAAUACUGACCUCCACCAAUGCUUGUUAGAUAUAGAUCUGUUUGACCUCCCUUUUAAGGGCCCGCUCUAUACUUGGUCCAACCGCAGAGAUAGUGAGCAGAUUAUUGCCAGGAAGCUUGACAGAGUGUUGGUUAAUGACAGUUGGCUUGCUACCUUCCCGAACUCUGAAGCAGACUUCACAGGGCCAGGUCUUUCUGAUCAUACCCGGGGGAUAGUUACCAUCAGGCAGAAGUUGGUCACAGGGAAGAAGCCUUUCCUUUUUUUUAAUUUAUGGACCUCCCACGAAGAGUUUGCCCCUUUGGUUGAGCAAGUUUUGAGUACUCCAGUGGAGGGCUUUAGCCCACCUAUGUUCAGGCUGUGCACCAAGCUGAAAGGUCUCAAGCCUGAAUUGAAGAUCUUUAAUUCCAAACACUAUGGUAGCAUCAACUCUAAGGUUGCCCAAGCUAGAGAGGACCUUACUAGAUUGCAGUUACUCCACUUGCAGGAUCCUUCCAACUCUGACCUAGCUAAUGCGGAAAAAGAGAGUUUGAAAGUGGUGAGGGCUAGGCAGUCCAAGAACAGAUUGUUGAGUGUUUACAAUGCCGAGGGGGAUAAGUUUACAGACCAUAAAGCUGUUAGUCAAGAGGCUGUCUCCUUUUUCCAGCAUCUUUUUGGUGGUGACCCUACUUUGGAAAGGGUGGCAGAGAUUCGAGGGAUUUUUUAUUUCACCUUUUCCCAGGAGGACGGAUGCCUUUUGUCCCUUCCCGUAGAAGCAGAGGAAAUGAAAAGAACUAUGUUCUCCCUUAACAGUAACAAGGCCCCGGGCCCUGAUGGGUAUUCUGCCCACUUCUUCAAAAGUGCUUGGGAGAUUGUGAGUCAGGAUGUGAUAGAAGCCGUAAAGUCUUUCUUUGCUUCAGGCAAGCUUCUAAGGGAAGUUAACUCCACUAUCAUGGUUUUGGUACCUAAAGUGCCUAAUCCUACAGUCAUGGGAGAUUUUCGGCCUAUUUCCUGCUGCAAUACGAUCUAUAAGUGUAUUACCAAGUUGAUUGCUAAUAGGAUCAAAGGCUUGCUUCCCAAGAUCAUUAGCCCCACCCAGUCUGCUUUUGUUGAAGGGAGGAAGAUUAAAGAGAAUGUCCUUUUGGCUCAGGAACUUCUUAUAAACUACCACAGGAAGACAGGGAAGCCUCGGUGUGCCAUCAAAAUGGAUUUGAAGAAAGCCUACGACUCAGUGCAUUGGGAUUUCAUUCUGGGGAUUUUGAAAGCUGUUGACCUUCUUGCCCAUCUGAUUGAAUGCAUUGCGGCUUGUAUCACCACCCCCAAGUUCUCGGUCUCCAUCAAUGGGGGGCUUGAGGGCUAUUUCUCCGGAGGGAAGGGGCUGAGACAAGGGGAUCCACUUUCCCCCUAUCUGUUUGUUCUUGCUAUGGAAGUCUUUUCCAGGAUCCUUGUCAAAGCUUCUAGUAAUGGAGGGUUCUCUCACCACCCGAGAUGUGCUAAGCUGGAUUUGACUCACCUUUGUUUUGCUGAUGAUCUCCUGUUAUUCUGCCAAGGAGAUCUCCAAUCCAAAUCAGCCUCUGUCAUUAAAGAGAGUUUUGAUUCCUUUUCUGCUCUCUCAGGGCUCUCCGAGCGCCUGACAAAAACAAAUUUUUCAGUGCUGGGAUGGAUGAAGAUACUAAGCACAAUGUUGAGAACCUUUUUGGCUUCAAAGAAGGGACCUUGCCCAUCAAGUUUCUUGGAGUGCCCCUUAUUUCUACUAGACUCACAGCCAGAGACUGUAGGCCUCUCAUUGAUAAGAUUACCAACAGGGUUGAAUCUUGGACUAGCAAACGGCUUUCCUAUGCGGGUAGACUUCAGCUCAUCAGAUCAGUGUUGUUCAGUAUUCAGGUCUACUGGAGUAGCAUUUUCAUUUUGCCGAAGGAGGUGUGCAAGGUUAUUGACCAGAUCCUCAGAUCUUUCCUCUGGCAUGGUGCAGUUGGGAUCUCUAAGGCUGCCAAGGUGGCUUGGAACGUGGUCUGCCUCCCGAGAGAGGAAGGAGGGCUUUCCUUCUUAG
Prunus armeniaca (apricot) is the source of this 2124-nucleotide messenger RNA. Lineage: Eukaryota; Viridiplantae; Streptophyta; Magnoliopsida; Rosales; Rosaceae. The record is from the annotation of a GenBank genome assembly.